This is a messenger RNA of Aspergillus terreus NIH2624, 834 nucleotides long. Its product is annotated as 2EXR domain-containing protein. NCBI's taxonomy places the organism in Eukaryota, Fungi, Ascomycota, Eurotiomycetes, Eurotiales, Aspergillaceae. The record is from RefSeq and is a predicted model, not a curated record. The coding region runs from base 1 to 834 and encodes 277 amino acids. The transcript is spliced from 2 exons.
AUGAACAACGACUCAUUCCACUACUUUUCGCAGCUGCCUCUAGAACUACGCCGUCUCAUCUGGACGCACUGCCUACCGCAUCGUAUAGCCGAAGAAGACACCCCCGACUUCCUUCUCGACGGCAACGAAUCGCGUCAAGCCUGCUGGGCCGACCGCAUAACGCACCAAAACGCUCAGCUGCCGGCCAUCGCAUUCGUCAACAGCGAGUCGCGGCAAGUGACGCUAGAAGAGGGACGCUGGCUGGACCUGCAAGAGACGACGAGCCUGGAGUCGAUCUGGGUGCAGCCGCGUCGGGAUGUGCUGCAUCUCAACUGGACGCGACUGCGCUACAAUGUCUGGGGAAACGCUGACGACCCUUCGAGUCCACUCGCCAUGUUCCUGUGGCGGGCGGAGGACCUGGGGAUGCAGCCGUCUGUCGUGGCGGAGAUCAUUCACCCGUUUAGCUUGAAGGCGCUGUUGGAUGGCGGCGCGGAUGACGCAGAUGACGCGGAUGACGCGGAUGAGUCCAACAGCCCGUGGCUUCUCUAUCACCACGGAAGAAAUAAAGACGUGGCCGACAUUGCAUAUUGCGCAGAAAGUCAAAGCAGGCUAGACAUCGCCAUGGCGGCGGGAACACGCAUCGGAAAAGGAACCGGCCGUGCAGGCGCUCUUCGAAGCAUUUACCAGUUCUCGAUUCCAGACGGCCGUGGAAGCAUGGAAAAGAGAAGCGGAAUGGAUCCUCUUCGCGUACAUGUGGCAGCGAGCACGAAUGGACAACGUCGACAUCCUUGGGACGGACCCGGGCUCCGCGUGGGUCCCUUACCUCUCGGAGCAAGAGUUCCUCAGGAUGUCUGA